Messenger RNA from Populus nigra (black poplar), 1207 nucleotides. RefSeq lists its product as uncharacterized. NCBI's taxonomy places the organism in Eukaryota, Viridiplantae, Streptophyta, Magnoliopsida, Malpighiales, Salicaceae. Gene Ontology annotation, biological process: DNA-templated transcription; brassinosteroid mediated signaling pathway. Bases 225 to 917 code for a protein of 230 amino acids. The transcript is spliced from 2 exons. The record is from RefSeq and is a predicted model, not a curated record. Gene Ontology annotation, molecular function: DNA-binding transcription factor activity.
UUGCCAUCGAUCAGCCUCUGCCUAACAACUUUUCUAUUUUCUUCCUUCACGCGCUGUGCGCUCCGUUCGUCUUCCCAUGAUCUUCUCUCUUUGUCAUGCAAAAAACAUAUAUAAACCAACCCCACCACCACCCACACACACACACACACACACACAUAUAAACUUCACAGAGAGAGAGAGAGAGAGAGAGAGAGAGAGAGAGAGAGAAGAGAAGCAGGAUAACCAUGAAGAGGGAUGGUUCAUCAACAUCAUCAUCAGGCAGGAGUGAGAGUGAUAAGGAGAGAACAAAACUAAGAGAGAGACAGAGAAGAGCUAUUACCACCAGGAUCUUCCAUGGACUCAGGAAUUAUGGUGGUUACCAGCUUUCACCACGCUCUGAUAUCAAUCAAGUCCUCCGUGAACUCGCCAAGGAGGCUGGUUGGGUUGUUGAGCCUGAUGGCACCACCUACCGCUAUAAGGUUGUGAGCCGGUGCCCAACUUGUGGGGUGAUCCCAAAUACAAGCACCAACACGACACCUACCACCAGCAGCACCGUCAUUGCUUGUGGCGGUGGUGGUGGAGGAGGAGGAGACUGCUCUCCAACCACGUCGCCGCGCUGCAAUAUCGACCCCACAAUGAUCAACCCCUACAACAACAACAGCCAUGCUGGGUCUACAUCCUUGUAUGGUCAUGAACAUGGCUCUGCAGGUAGUUGUACCGGUGAUGUUGACAAUAAUAAUUCUCUUGCUUUCUACAUGUACAAUGGACUAGCUAGUGGGCUCCACCACCCAUCCACAGCCACAGCCACAGCCGAGGCCGCCAUAAUCGGAGGUGGAAUGCAGGUGCAGGUACCAAGUCAGCAGCAGCUUCAAGGGACGUACAUCCAAGAGGCAAGGGCAUCUAACCAGAACACGCCUGUCGGAUCACUAGAUCAGUAACUGGGAGUCUUGAAUUCCAAAAUUGUCCUCGUGUAUAUCCUGAAAUUUACCACUGCUAGAAAGAAAGUAGGAAGUAUAAACAUGAAAAAAAAAUGGAAUACAUAUACAGAGAGAGAGAUAGCUAGUAGCGUGGAGCAGGGUUGGCAAAGGUGUCUUCUAUUCCUAUCUUAGCCUAACAUUUGGUGCACGAAGGCUUCUACCGCAUUGCUUUCCUUUUCCUUGCAAGCUCUAUUACCAGGACCAGGAUUACUUUUGAAUUUAAUUAGUUAAAAAACUAAUUUUUCCUUCAA